Molecule: messenger RNA, 13032 nt
Organism: Purpureocillium lilacinum
Lineage: Eukaryota; Fungi; Ascomycota; Sordariomycetes; Hypocreales; Ophiocordycipitaceae
Product: dynein heavy chain cytoplasmic
Biological process (GO): microtubule-based movement
Cellular component (GO): dynein complex
Molecular function (GO): dynein intermediate chain binding; dynein light intermediate chain binding; minus-end-directed microtubule motor activity
Source: RefSeq, a predicted model, not a curated record
AUGGAGGUCUCCUCCCCGCCGGCGCCGAGCGUUGGGGCAGCCAACGGCAUCGCGACGCCAGCGCCCUUCCAGACAAUCGAGCCGGAACGCGUGGUCGAGCACCUGGCAUCCGUUUGCCAGGUAGCCCUCGGCGCCACGCGCGAGGAGCUCGAGCAGCCGGGCAACCUGCUGCAUAAGAGUCGCUAUGCCGAGACUGUUUCGCGUUGCACUCGUUUCGCAAAUGAUACCCAGAACGUCCUGUAUAUUCAGAAAGACAUUGCCGCGGCAUCGGCUGUUGAGAAUGGGACCGACACGGCUGGUGAGCGCGAGGCUUGGACCAUCGCCGCGGACCAUGUCGAUGCUGACCUGCUGCUUGAAGUGCCUUCGUCCUUUCACUACACGCUCUCGACCGAGAUAUCCUCGUCAGCUACGACGGUAGCCUCGCUCGUUCUGUUGAAGACGCCGCAGCCCAUCGACCCGACCCGACCGCUCACUUCACAAAUAUUCAUUACUAAUUUGCCGGGACCUGCUUCUCUUAAUGCCGCCGUGGGAGAGCAGGGCGCCUCACUAUCCCCGUGGGAGGUCCUCCAUUCCCAGGUUCACCAUGCACUCGUGCCGUACUUCGAUGCGAAUACCAAGAGCCAGCAGCUGGCCAACGGGUCCAGGGGCCGUGCAGACGUCGACGCGAAGACGGGCAUCCCAGUGACCAAGAAGAGGCUCAACGAUUUAGAGCUGAGUCUCCUUCACCUCCAGCAAAACGUCGACAUUCCCGAAAUCUCCCUCACGUUCCACUCGAUUGUUCAAAAUGUUCUCGACGAUGCCGAGUCGCGGCAUACCCGUCCCACGAUCGACGAAAUACCCGCCAAUCUGCUACAAGACAGCACUUUCCUCAACAGACUGCAGGCAAACGUGAACUCGUGGAUCAAGUCGAUCCAAGGCGUCACCAAGAUGACCAAGGACCCGUCGCUGAACGCCAACCAGGAGUUCAGCACGGCGAGCCAGGAAGUCAACUUUUGGUUGUCCAUGGAGUCUGCCCUGGAGGGCAUCGAAGGCCAGUUGAGGAGCGAGGGUGUCUUGCUCACCCUCGAAAUACUCAAGCACGCCAAGCGAUUCCAAGCCACCGUCAGCUUCACGGCAGACACAGGGCUGAAGGAAGCGAUGGAGAAGGUGCAAAAGUACAAUCAGCUCAUGCGGGACUUCCCUCUGGAUGAGCUCUUGUCAGCGACUUCGCUCCCCAAAGCCCAAGAGGCUGUGUCGCAGAUUUUCAGCCACCUGAACAAGAAGCUGAGGAUAUGCCCAUAUCCCAUUCGACGGGCACUUCCUCUGGUCGAAGCCAUCUCUGCGGACCUGGAUGAUGUGCUUCACCGCCUGCUCCCUGGCACCGAGCUCGUCAACCUGGAUUACCAGCAGUUCCAGGCCCUCAUGCGAACCUGCGACGGCAUCUUCAGGACCUGGGAGGACAACGUCAAGGAGUUCACCAACGUCGCUCGUGAGGUCACCCGACGCAGAAACGAAAAGUUCAUCCCGAUCAAGAUCAACAAGAAGCAUUCUGAGCUCGAGUCGCGUAUCAAGUACGUCGGAACCUUCCGCGACAACCACGAGCAGCUCCAGCGAACCAUCGUCAACGUGUUGGGCCCUAAAGCCACAAUCCCUGGCGUGACCGAAACGACCAGCAGCAAUGGAGUCGUCAUGGAGGAGAUGGGCGAUGUCGAUGCGGUAGAGGAGGUCAAGCAGGCUUGGGAGGCCCUGCAAAACGUCGACUUGCUCGACGUCACCGACCAAGGCAAAGAACGAUGGGUUCGCGCCGAGAAUCUCUACAACGAGCGCACGACGCGUGUAGAAAACUCCAUCAUUGCCCGACUGCGAGACCGCUUGGCGACGGCCAAGACAGCCAACGAGAUGUUCCGCGUCUUCUCCAAGUUCAACGCACUCUUCGUGCGGCCAAAGAUUCGCGGAGCCAUCCAGGAGUAUCAAAACCAGUUGAUGGACCACGUCAAGCAGGCAAUCAACGGCUUGCACGAGCGCUUCAAGCAGCAGUAUGGACAUUCCGAGGCGCACGCCAUGGCACAACUUCGCGACCUCCCCCCUGUCUCGGGUGCCAUCAUCUGGGCCCGCCAGAUUCAGUUCCAGCUGGAUGGGUAUAUGCGCAAGGUCGAGGCUGUACUUGGUCCGGAUUGGCAUCUGCAUGCCGAAGGCCACAAGCUGCAGGAAGAGAGUGAUCUGUUCAAGAACAAGCUCGACACGGCACGGAUAUACGAAGCGUGGCUGGCGGAUGUUGGCCGAAGAAAGAUUUCCAUUUCUGGCCAACUUUUCGAAAUUGCUCGAGUAAGGUCUGCAGGCGGCAUUCUCGAGCUGGCAGUCAACUUUGAUCCGCAAAUCAUCACACUCUUCAAGGAGACAAGAAACCUGAUGUGGCAGUCAUAUUCGGUCCCUCACGCAGUCACGACGGUGUCAAAGGACGCCAAGAGAGUGUACCCAUACGCGGUCAGUUUGAUGGAGAGUGUGCGAACGCUGUCUCAAACUCUGCGUCAGAUCUCUGAGAUGGGCGAAGAAUCGAUUCUCCUUCACGGAUAUCGGAACGAUGUGUACAGACUCAUUGGCGAGGGCGUGCCGCUUCGUUGGGAGUCUUUCAUCAACUCCCAUGAGCUGUUCUACGCCGACGCGAGGCAAUCCCGACCGCUUCUCCCUGGUGGCAACGACUUUGGCCUCAACAAAAACACGGAAAGCAAGCACGGCAUGUUCAUCCGCGGAUUCGCCGCGGCUGUCUCGGUUCUACAGAGCAAGGCUGUCUCCCUUAUUCACAUCCAUGUCGUGGUUGAGCAGGCAUUGAAGGAGCUCAGCACCUGUCCCUACGAAGCAUCGGCUUUUUCGUCACGCCUCAACACCAUCCAGUCAGCCGUGGAUCAACUGAAUCUGGAGCAGUACGUGAACCUCGACUUUUGGGUUGCAGGGUUGAACCAAAAGGUUCAGUCCAUCCUCUUGGACCGGCUGCACGACGCUGUCCAGGCUUGGAUCGCAGCCUUUGAGGACGAAACCGCGGAAGAUGGGCGCCGGAAGAAGACCACAGAAGAGGACAGCCCACAGGACACUCCAAUCAUGAAGCGUAUCGUCCUUGAGCUGGCAAUGCGAAACCAGGUCAUCUACCUGGAUCCGCCCUUGGAAUUCGCAAGGGCUAGCUGGUUCCUCCACCUGCACGACUGGCUCGGCAUUGUGUGCAACCUCCGCAAGAUCAAGGCUUCUCGGUAUCAAAUGAGCCUACAUGCCAAUGCCAACGACGAGCCACGCUUUACCGAUCUGCCUACCGAAUGCGCAAACAUGCUGCAUCGCGUUUACGUGUCCGUUGAGAAGAAGCUUCAGGAGAUUAGCGCAUAUGUCGACAAGUGGCUUCAGUUCCAAUCUCUUUGGGAUCUUCAGUCGGAGCAGGUCUACGACAUGCUUGGUGACCACCUUCCGCGAUGGCUGGAGUGUCUGCAGGAUAUCCGCAAAGUCCGCACCACCUUUGACACCCAGGAGGUGAGCCGCUCGUUUGGCCACAUCACCAUCGACUACGAUCAGGUCCAGACCAAGGUCAACGCCAAGUACGACCAGUGGCAACACGAAAUCCUGAUCAAGUUUGCCAGCCGACUCGGAAACCGUAUGCGAGACGUCAAUGCCGACAUUGAGAAGGCCCGGAAGCAUCUUGAAGGCCAGAGCUCAGACACCUCAUCCACUGCCCAGGCCGUUCAAUUCAUCACUGCUGUGCAGAGUUGCAAGCGGAAUGUCAAGCUUUGGGCACCCGAAAUCGACAUGUUUCGCCAAGGACAGUCAACCCUGGUGCGACAACGGUAUCACUUCCCGAACGACUGGCUGCAUAUCGAGCAGAUCGACAGCCAGUGGGAGGCGCUAAAGGAGAUUCUGGAGAAGAAGUCGAGAGUCAUGGAGGAGCAGUCGGACGCCAUGCGAGCCAACAUCACGGCGCAGGACAAGCUGGUGAAUGAGCGUAUCGCUGAAAUCAUCUACCAAUGGAACGAGGAAAAACCGGUGUCUGGGACCAUCCAGCCUGAUGUGGCUUCUGCCACGCUGAGCUCCUUCGAGUCGCGCAUAGCCAGCCUCCAGGACGACUUCCUCCAGGUAGUCAAGGCCAAGGAAGCCCUGGAUCUUCCGGCUAGCCAAGACAGCUCCCUCGAGGCGACGCUGGAAGAGGUCCGAGAUUUCCAGUCAGUCUGGUCGAACCUGUCGACCAUUUGGGCUAGCCUUAACGAGACGCGCGACAUUCUUUGGACUGCAGUUCAGCCUCGCAAGAUCCGGUCCAAAGUUGACGACCUAAUCAAGAGCACGAAAGAGAUGCCUAGUCGCAUGAGACAGUACGCAGCCUUUGAGCAUGUCCAGGGCAUUCUGCGAGGAUUCCUCAAGGUCAACCCCAUCCUCUCGGAUCUCAAAUCGGACGCCAUCCGCGAGCGGCAUUGGCACAAGAUUUACAAGCAGAUCAAGCCACAGAAACGAUUCUCUCCCAGUUCUAUGACGCUCGGCGAUGUCUGGGACCUCAACCUCAUUGCCACCGAGGCAAUUGUCAAGGAUAUCAUCGCCCAAGCGCAAGGCGAGAUGGCGCUUGAAGAGUUCCUGAAGCAAGUUCGUGAGACUUGGCAGAACUACGCCCUGGAGAUGGUCAACUAUCAGAACAAGUGCCGCCUGAUCCGCGGGUGGGACGACUUGUUCGCCAAGUGUAGCGAGAACCUGAACUCGCUGCAGGCCAUGAAGCAUUCCCCCUACUACAAAGAGUUUGAGGAAGAGGCUGUUUCCUGGGAGGACAAGCUGAACCGUGUCCAUGUCUUGUUUGAUGUCUGGAUUGACGUCCAGCGCCAGUGGGUCUACCUGGAAGGUGUCUUCACAGGCAAUGCGGACAUCAAGCACCUGCUGCCGAUUGAGUCCGGUCGUUUCCAGAACAUCAACAGCGAAUUCUUGACGGUCAUGAAGAAGGCCAACAAGACGCCUUACGUCCUAGACGUGCUCAACAUCCCCAAUGCUCAAAAAUCACUGGAGCGUUUGGCAGAAAUGCUGAACAAGAUCCAGAAGGCUCUGGGUGAAUACCUCGAGAAGGAGCGAGUGUCGUUCCCUCGCUUCUACUUUGUCGGCGACGAAGAUCUGCUGGAAAUGAUCGGCAACAGCAACGACACUUUGCGCAUCGCCAAGCACUUCAAGAAGAUGUUUGCUGGUUUGUCCGGUCUCGUGAUGGACGAUGAAGCCAUCAUCUCAGGGUUCACGUCGAAGGAAGGCGAGAUCGUCAAGCUGAAGAAGGAAAUUUCCCUGGCAAAGACCCCGCGAAUCAAUGACUGGCUCGCUCUCCUCGAGAACGGCAUGAAGUCCACGCUCGCCGAGCUCCUGGCUGAAGCCGUGGACCAGUACACACCAAUCUUCGAAUCGGAGACCAUAGAGAUCGAGGCCCUGAACGCGUUCAUGGAGCAGUUCCCUAGCCAGAUUGUUGUCCUGGCUACCCAAGUCGUCUGGACCACAGCCGUGGAAAAGUCUCUUGGCGCUGGUGGCCAGACCUUGCAAACGCUCUUCGAGCGAGAGGUCCAGGUUUUGCGUGUGCUCGCCGACACCGUUUUGGGCGAGCUGGAAGUCACCCUUCGCAAGAAGUGCGAGCAGCUUAUCACCGAGUGUGUCCAUCAGCGCGACGCCAUCGAGAAGCUCAUCAAGGCUGGCGCAAACUCCGCCGGUCAUUACCUCUGGCAACUGCAGAUGCGCUAUGUCUACACGCCCGAGGGCAACUUCCUCGACCGUCUCCAUGUUCGCAUGGCCAACGCCAAGCUCAACUACGGCUUCGAGUACUUGGGUGUUCCAGAUCGCCUCGUCCGCACACCUCUGACCGACCGUUGCUUCCUCACUCUCACGCAAGCACUGUGCCAGCGUCUGGGUGGUUCGCCAUACGGCCCUGCUGGUACCGGCAAGACGGAGUCGGUCAAGGCGUUGGGUGUCCAGCUUGGAAGGUUUACGCUGGUCUUUUGCUGCGAUGACACCUUUGACUUCCAGGCCAUGGGUCGCAUUUUCCUUGGUAUCUGUCAGGUCGGCGCGUGGGGUUGCUUCGACGAGUUCAAUCGUCUCGAGGAGAGAAUCCUGUCCGCCGUGUCGCAGCAGAUCCAGAACAUUCAGCUCGGUCUCAAGCAGAGUGCCGAGGAGGACAAGGCUCAGAUUGAGCUGGUCGGCCGCCAGCUCAGCGUCAACGAAAACACCGGCAUCUUCAUAACCAUGAACCCUGGCUAUGCAGGCCGCUCGAACUUGCCAGACAAUCUCAAGAAGCUCUUCCGCAGCGUUGCCAUGUCGAAGCCCGACAAGGAGCUCAUCGCGGAAGUCAUGCUCUACUCUCAGGGUUUCAACCAGGCAAAGCAGCUUUCCAAACAGACCGUGCCAUUCUUCGACCAAUGCUCUGGCCAGCUUUCGAAGCAAGCACACUACGACUUCGGCCUGCGUGCCCUGAAGAGCGUCUUGGUCAGUUCUGGUGGUCUCAAACGUGCUCGUCUCAAUGACGGCAAUCUAGGCGUCGAAGAGGUCGUCGAGCCAGAGAUUAUUGUUCAGAGCAUUCGUGAGACAAUCGCUCCAAAGCUCAUCAAGUCCGACGUCGAGAUCAUGACUACAAUUGAGGGCCAAUGCUUCCCUGGCAUUGAAUAUGUGCCGGCAAAUCUCCAAGCGCUCGAAGAGGCCAUCCGCGGCCUUGCUGCGGAGCGUCAUCUCGUUGUCACCGAUACGUGGAUGACCAAGGUGUUGCAGCUGUACCAAAUCCAGAAGAUUCAUCACGGUGUCAUGAUGGUUGGUAACUCCGGUAGCGGGAAAUCUGCAGCGUGGCGCCUUCUUUUGGACGCACUUCAAAAGGUGGAAGGUGUCGAAGGCGUUUCUCACGUCAUUGACUCCAAGGUCAUGUCAAAGGAGGCCCUGUACGGAAACUUGGACUCGACCACGCGCGAGUGGACCGACGGUCUCUUCACGAGCAUUCUGCGCAAGAUUGUCGACAACCUGCGUGGCGAAGACUCGAAGCGGCACUGGAUCGUCUUCGACGGCGAUGUCGAUCCCGAGUGGGUUGAAAACUUGAACUCGGUGCUCGACGACAACAAGCUGCUCACGCUCCCCAACGGUGAGCGUUUGAAUUUACCGCCAAACGUUCGCAUCAUGUUCGAGGUGGAGACGUUGAAGUACGCCACCCUCGCUACUGUUAGUCGAUGCGGCAUGGUGUGGUUCAGCGAGGACACUGUUACACCUGGAAUGAUGGUCAACAACUAUCUCGAGACUCUGAGUAGCGUUCCGUUUGAAGACUUGGAUGAAGACAGCGUUGCCACAGGCCAAACGCCCGCCAAGAACUUGGUCGUUCAAGGGCAGGUCGCAGAAUUGCUCAGGGCUUACCUAACCUCGGACGACUUCAUCUUCCAGGUGCUUGAACGCGCCCAGGGGUACAACCAUAUCAUGGAGUUUACCGUCGCCCGUGUCCUCACAACGCUAUUUUCGUUGCUGAACAAGGCGGUCCGCGAUGUCAUCGAGUACAAUGGCCAGCACUCCGACUUUCCCUUGGACCCGGAGCAGGUCGAGGCCUUCAUCCCCAAGAAGCUGCUCCUCGCCCUUGUCUGGGCAUUGACCGGAGACUGCCCUCUCACUGACCGGAAAGCCUUUGGCGACGAUGUCUGCGCCCUUGCCAGCUUCGGAUCACCGCCUUUGGACGGCACGAGCUCACUCAUCGAUUUUGAUGUGAGCCUACCGAAAGCAGAGUGGACGUCGUGGCAGAACCAAGUGCCAACUAUCGAGGUCAACACGCACUCCAUCAUCCAGACCGAUGUCGUCAUCCCGACGCUGGAUACUGUUCGACACGAAGACGUUCUCUACUCAUGUGCUCUUCGCAAGCUUCCAAACAUGGAAGUCGUUGGCCUCAACUUUUCUAGCGCAACCACGCCGGACCUCUUGAUCAAGACGUUUGAGCAGUACUGCGAAUACAAGAAGACUCUCAACGGUGUCAUGCUCUCACCAACACAAAUUGGUCGAUGGCUCGUCAUCUUCUGCGACGAAAUCAACUUGCCGGCACCAGACAACUAUGGGACACAGCGGGCCAUCUCUUUCCUGCGCCAGCUCGUGGAACACAACGGUUUCUGGCGUACAUCUGACAAGUCGUGGGUCACGCUCGACCGGAUCCAGUUUGUCGGCGCCUGCAACCCGCCGACGGACGCUGGCCGUACUCCGCUUGGAGCGAGAUUCUUGCGCCAUGCACCUCUUAUCAUGGUGGACUAUCCAGGAGAACUGUCUCUCAACCAGAUUUACGGCACCUUCAACUCGGCCGUGCUCAAGAUCAUCCCUGCCCUGCGUGGAUACGCGGAACCUCUCACGCAUGCCAUGGUGCGGUUCUAUCUCGAGUCUCAACAAAGGUUCACACCAAAGAUCCAGCCGCACUAUGUAUACAGUCCCCGUGAGCUCACGCGCUGGGUUCGAGGCGUGUACGAGGCCAUCAAGCCGCUGGAAAGCCUGUCACUCGAAGGCUUGAUCCGCAUCUGGGCGCACGAAGCACUGCGUCUCUUCCAGGAUCGUUUGGUGGCAGAGGACGAGCGAAGGUGGACCGAUGAGGCGGUCAGGCGCAUUGCGCUUGAGUUCUUCCCUACUAUUGAAGAAGACAAGGCUCUCGGCGGCCCUAUUCUCUUCUCCAACUGGCUGUCCAAGAAUUACGUCCCCGUCGACCGGGAGCAGCUCCGCGAGUUUGUCAAAGCACGACUCAAAACAUUCUGCGAGGAAGAAGUUGAUGUGCCACUUAUCCUCUUCAACGAUGUCCUGGAGCAUGUGCUUCGCAUCGACCGUGUCUUCAGGCAGCCACAGGGACAUCUGAUCCUGAUUGGUGUCAGCGGGAGUGGCAAAACAACGCUCUCGCGAUUUGUUGCUUGGAUGAACGGCCUCAAGGUCUUCCAGAUCAAGGUUCAUGGCAAGUAUUCUGGAGAAGACUUUGACGAAGAUCUGCGCGAUGUCCUCCGUCGCUGUGGCUGCAAGGGCGAGAAGAUCUGCUUCAUCAUGGACGAGGCAAACGUGUUGGACUCUGGAUUCCUCGAGCGAAUGAAUACGCUUCUCGCCAACGCUGAGGUUCCUGGUCUCUUCGAGGGAGACGACUACGCUGCCUUGAUGACGGCGUGCAAGGAAGGUGCUCAGCGUCAAAAUCUGCACCUUGACUCUCCGGAGGAGCUGUACAAGUGGUUCACUCAACAGAUUGUCAACAACUUGCACGUCGUCUUUACGAUGAACCCACCAGAGGGUGGUUUGUCGUCCAAGGCCGCGACCAGUCCUGCCUUGUUCAACCGAUGCGUGCUCAACUGGUUUGGCGACUGGUCGGAUCAGGCUCUGUUCCAGGUUGGCCACGAGCUGACUCACUCUGUCGAUCUGGACAGGAGCAACUGGCAGUCUCCCGAUACGAUUCCUGUGGCCUUCCGCGGGCUCAACCUUCCACCGUCUCAUCGUGAGGCUGUCAUCAACUCUAUGGUCUACAUCCACUACUCGCUUCAGCGAUACAACAGGAAGCUAUACCAACAGCAGAAGAAGGUGACUUUCUUGACGCCUCGUCACUUCCUGGAUUUCGUUGGCCAGUAUGUCAAGUUGUACAAUGAGAAGCGUGAGGACUUGGAAGAACAGCAGCGUCACCUGAACGUCGGUCUCGAGAAGCUCAGGGACACGGUGGACAAGGUCCGUGAUCUGCGCGCCAGCCUCGCAGAGAAGAAGACCCAGCUGGAGCAGAAGGAUGCCGAGGCCAACGAGAAGCUGCAGCGCAUGGUUGCAGACCAGCGCGAGGCGGAGCAGAGAAAGAAUACCUCGCUGGAGAUUCAAGCAGCGCUGGAGAAGCAAGAAGCAGAAGUGGCAAUGCGGAAGAAGGUAGUUUUGGAGGAUCUCGCCAAGGCCGAGCCCGCCGUCGAGGAGGCCAAGGCCAGCGUCAGCAACAUCAAGCGACAACAUCUCACCGAAGUCCGGUCCAUGGGCAACCCCCCGCAGGGCGUACGACUUGCUCUCGACGCAGUCUGCACACUCCUCGGACACCGAAUCAACGACUGGAAAGCGGUCCAGGCGGUCGUGCGAAGGGAUGACUUCAUUGCGAGCAUUAUCAUGUUUGACAAUGCCAAGCAGAUGACCAGGCCGUUGAGGAUCAAGAUGCGCAACGAAUUCCUGUCCAACCCAGAAUUCACCUUUGAGAAGGUCAACAGAGCUUCCAAGGCUUGCGGUCCUCUCGUGCAAUGGGUCGCGGCUCAGGUCAACUACUCGGACAUUCUGGAUCGGGUCGGGCCGCUCAAGGAAGAGGUGACGCAGCUUGAGGAGCAGGCCCUGCAGACAAAGGCCGAGGCCAAGGCGGUGGAGAGCAACAUUGCCGAACUGGAGGCCAGCAUCAACACAUACAAGACGGAAUACGCCGCGCUCAUCAGCGAGACCCAAGCCAUCAAGGCCGAGAUGUCCAAGGUUCAGUUCAAGGUCGACCGAAGCGUCAGGCUCCUCGACAGCCUGUCAUCGGAGAGGACACGUUGGGAAGAGGGGAGCAAGUCUUUUGAGACGCAGAUCAGCACUCUCGUAGGCGACGUCCUGGUUGCUGCCGCGUUCUUGGCAUACAGCGGUCUCUACGACCAGACCUUCCGAAAGAGCAUGAUGGACGACUGGUGCCACCAGCUUCACCUAUCUGGCAUCCAGUACAAAUCUCCGAACCCCGUCACCGAGUACCUGUCGAGCGCAGACGAGCGGCUCAGCUGGCAAGAAAACACGCUGCCCGUCGACGACUUGUGCACGGAGAAUGCCAUCAUUCUCAAGCGGUUCAACCGAUACCCUCUCAUCAUCGACCCAUCAGGAAGGGUUACCGAAUUCCUUCAGAAAGAGUGCAAGGACAGACGCCUCACUGUUACGAGCUUCUUGGACGAUACUUUUACUAAGCAGCUCGAGAGCUCUCUGCGUUUCGGCAAUCCCAUUUUGAUACAAGACGCCGAGCAUCUAGACCCCAUUCUCAACCACGUCUUGAACAAGGAGUACCAGAGAACCGGCGGCCGCGUCCUGAUCCAGCUCGGCAAGCAAGAGAUUGACUUUUCGCCGUCGUUCAAGCUCUACCUGUCAACACGAGACCCCUCCGCGCAGUUUGCUCCCGAUAUUUGCAGCCGAACCACCUUUGUCAACUUUACGGUCACCAAGAGCAGUCUGCAAACACAAUCUCUCAACGACGUACUCAAGUCGGAGCGACCGGAUGUCGACGAGCGUCGCACCAACCUCAUCAAGCUCCAGGGAGAGUUCAAGGUCCACCUGCGCCAGCUCGAAAAGCAGCUCCUGCAGGCUCUCAACGAGUCUCGCGGCAACAUCCUCGACGACGACAACGUUAUCGAAACGCUCGAGACGCUCAAGACGGAGGCCGCUGAGAUCUCGGCCAAGAUGAGCAACACCGAGGGUGUCAUGGCCGAAGUCGAGGAGAUUACCCAGCAGUACGGCGUCAUCGCCAGCUCCUGCAGCGCCGUGUUCGCCGUCUUGGACCAGUUGCACUUCCUCAACCACUUCUACCAGUUCUCGCUGCAGUACUUCCUGGACAUUUUCCAAAUGGUGCUGCACGGCAACCAGCAUCUGGCCGGCGAGACCGAUCACAAUGCGCGCCGCGAUAUCAUCGUCAAGGACUUGUUUGUAAACACAUUCAAGCGAACGGCACUUGGUCUACUGCAGAAAGACCGCAUCACCUUGGGCAUGCUGCUUGCGCAGGCCUCGCCGUACAAGAUGGACAAGUCGCUUAUUGAUAUCAUCCUCGACCGCCGGGUCCAAGGCAAAGACUUGUCGUCCAACCCUGAGCUCAGAGACGAGGCAUUCAUGCAGGCUAGGAAGCUCGGCGUGCUCAAGGAGAAGCUGGACGGCAUAUCAAGUGGUGACUGGGACAGGUUCCUCGCUGAGGAGCUCGCCGAGGCGGCUGUGCCCCGAAUUUGGGACGAAAACACCGGGCCUGUUGACCAAGCGCUGCUGUCGCUCCUGCUCGUGAAGCUGUUCCGCAUGGACCGUUUCGUGCCGGCGGCUGAGCGCUUCGUCGGCCAGGUGUUUGGCAGCGACAUCUUCGACUACGUCGAGGACCUCGGGGCAACAGUCACUCAAGUCUCGGCCAGGCUGCCAAUUGCUCUGGUGUCCAGUCCUGGAUUCGACGCAAGCUACAAGGUGGACAACCUCGUGGAGAGGAUGAACGUCAAGUGCACCAACAUUGCCAUGGGUUCCAACGAAGGCUUGGCCAGCGCGGACAAGGCCAUCAGCAACGCAGCUCAGACGGGCUCAUGGGUACUUGUCAAGAACGUUCAUCUCGCACCUACGUGGCUCCAGAGCCUGGAGAAGCGAAUGGAGGCGCUCAACCCGCAAAAGGACUUCCGCCUCUUCUUGUCGAUGGAAUCGAGCCCCAAGAUCCCCGUCAACCUGAUUCGAGCCUCUCGCGUGCUCAUGUAUGAGCAACCCGCCGGUGUGAGGGCGAACAUGAAGGACUCGCUUUCGUCACUAUCGACACGGGCGACCAAGAGCCCCGUGGAGAGGACAAGACUCUACCUGCUCAUCUCGUUCUUGCAUGCAGUGGCACAAGAGCGGCUUCGGUAUGCGCCGAACCUUGGUUGGAAGGGCUUCUGGGAGUUCAACGACAGCGAUUACGAAUGCUCUGCAUUCAUCGUCGACACGUGGUUGGAGGGCGUCGCUGGCAACCGAACCAACAUUGCGCCGCAAAACAUCCCGUGGGACAUGAUUCGAUACCUAGUGACGGAGACAUAUGGCGGCAAGAUAGAUGACGAGGGCGACUUCAAGCUUCUCGGCCAGUUGGUGGCCUCUUUCCUGACACCGGCAGCAUAUGACGUGGACCACAAGCUCGUCGACGGACCGGACGGAGGGCUGCUCGUACCCUCGGGCACGAGCCUGCAGGACUUCAUGGGAUGGAUUCACAGGCUGCCAGAGCGCGAGCCGCCAACAUACCUCGGGCUGCCGGCCAACGCGGAGAAGCUCUUGUUGGUAGGUCUCGGAGAGAACCUGGUCGCAGACCUAGGCAGGGUGACGGAGCUGCUCGACCAAGGAGAGCAGCUGGUGACGGAUUCGUGA